Messenger RNA from Carassius auratus (goldfish), 1038 nucleotides. Its product is annotated as olfactory receptor 5M3-like. The transcript has 3 exons. Gene Ontology annotation, molecular function: odorant binding; olfactory receptor activity; G protein-coupled receptor activity. Gene Ontology annotation, cellular component: membrane. The record is from RefSeq and is a predicted model, not a curated record. NCBI's taxonomy places the organism in Eukaryota, Metazoa, Chordata, Actinopteri, Cypriniformes, Cyprinidae. The coding region runs from base 1 to 1038 and encodes 345 amino acids. Gene Ontology annotation, biological process: detection of chemical stimulus involved in sensory perception of smell; G protein-coupled receptor signaling pathway.
AUGGAUAACAAGUCUUACCCUGUGAUCCUGACUUUAAUGGUGCCCAAAGACACAAAAUCAUAUAGGCAUGCAUAUUUUAUUUGCUUUCUUGCCUUAUAUGUGCUUAUAUUGUCAAUUAAUAUUCGUCUUGUUAUAGCCAUCAUCAUGGAGAAAUCUCUUCAUGAACCAAUGUACAUAUUUUUGGGUCAUUUGUGUAUAAAUGGGAUUUAUGGAGCCACAGGAUUCUACCCCAAAAUUUUGUCUGAUUUAAUAUUGGAUUCAUAUGUGAUCUCCUUUCAUAUGUGUGCUCUGCAGAUAUUUAUGAUUUACAGCUCUUUACUGUGUGAGUUCACAAUCUUAACAGUGAUGUCUUAUGAUAGAUAUGUAGCCAUAUGUAAACCUUUAGACUAUCAUUCCAGAUUAACUAAAAACACUUGUGUGAAAUUAAUUCUGUUUUCUUGGAUUGUUCCCAUGUUGUCUAGUUUAACCGGCACUCUGUUAUCAAAUUUAAGACAACUUUGUACCUAUCACAUUGAUAAAUUAUAUUGUGACAACUGGUCAGUUGUAAAACUCUCUUGUGGUUCUACUUUUGUUAAUAAUGUCUAUGGAUAUAUUGUUGCUGUUAUAUUUGUUAGCUUUGCAAUUGUUAUCAUAUUGUCCUAUAUAAAACUGAUCGCUGCAUGUAAAAUAUCUUUAGAAAACAGAAGGAAAUUCUGGAAAACAUGUCUGCCACAUAUAUUUUCACUGAUAAAUUUAACUUCUGCUUUUCUUUUUGAUUUUAUGUAUAGCAGAUAUGGUUCAAAUGACAUUUCAGAGGGUUUGCGUAAUUUUUUGGCUCUAGAACUGGUGAUAGUCCCACCUGUGUUCAAUCCUCUUAUCUAUGGGUUAAAUAUUAGAGCAGUGCGCAAAAGUGUUUUUACUUUAUGUGUUGCAUCAAAAACUCUGAGUACUAAAAGAACACGGUCAGAAUCAGAUGACUCGCUGGCUGACACCCCACCAAGCCAGAAUGAUAUCUCUGCAGGUCAGACGCAAGCUAAUGAGUCACUUUUUGAUCAUUAA